UUUAGCCUCUUCCCACCACGGCCCCCCUUCCCAGCCGCACCCGGUCUUCAGCCUCUCCACAGUCGUCACCGCUGCGCCGCAGCUAUCCUCAGCGCAACCUCCUCCUCUUCCUCCGCCGCUACUCUUGGGAUAAUUGUUAAACGAUCUUUGAAGGAAAAGCUAAGAUGUCUAGGUUCCGUGCAAUGUGGCAAGCUUCUUUAAAUGUCACGAAGAGAGCUAUCAGAUGGAAUUUGGAGGACUUGAUUCCUCCUGCUGAAAGGAACAUUUUCAGUUUUAACUCAAAGGAGGAGCUAAAAAGGUGGCAUCUCUAUUCUGAUUCUGAAUAUGGAGGUCUGUCCUCAGCUUCUCUAGAGAUCAAGGAUGUUGAAAAUGGACUAAAAGGCAUUUUCUCUGGAAACUUGUCCCUUGAAUUAAGUGAAAACUCAAAAUGGAAUAUCAGCAGGGGUGGCUUUUGCGGAAUGCGGUCUAAAAAGUUCAACGGUUUUAUUGACUUGGAUGGAUAUGAUGUUAUAUCCCUAAAACUAAGAGGUGAUGGGAGAUGUUAUAUAUCUACUAUUUAUACAGAGAAUUGGGUAAAUUCACCAGGCCAGGAGGAAGAUAAUUCCUGGCAAGCUUUUGUUCAUGUGCCUAAAGGCAAUUGGUAUAUCGCCAAGAUUCCUCUUGCUCGAUAUUUGCCCACAUGGAGGGGAAACGUUAUAGACUCGAAUCUUGAAAUGAAUCCAGCCCGGGUUGUUGGAAUGUCUCUAUCUGUUAACGCAGAGGGUGGAGUACCAGGAGCCACAUCUGGCCCUGGCGACUUUCGGGUGGAGCUUGAUUGGAUAAAGGCCUUGAGAGCAGAAUAUUAAAAUACGAUACAUACAUGAGUCCAAAUGUGUAUUUUAAGUUAUUACUUCAUAAUUGUUCAUCAAAAGCAACUCCCUUUUGUUUGUUUGGGAUUAGGUAUUGCUGAAUAAAGAAAGUGAUCUUUCUUUCUAGUUGCCAUAAUUUGGAGUUUAACCACUUAUUGGAAUGGUCAUCAUGUGAGCAGUUGGGGAAGAAAUAGAGAAAUUUGAUUAAUUUGUAAACACCAUGUUUGUGAAAUUUUUAAUCUGGAUAUGAAUUCAGAUAAGAUUUUAUUUGAAAUUGAAUAAAGUGAGACAUUUGGUCUA
This is a messenger RNA of Impatiens glandulifera, 1148 nucleotides long. Its product is annotated as probable complex I intermediate-associated protein 30. Lineage: Eukaryota; Viridiplantae; Streptophyta; Magnoliopsida; Ericales; Balsaminaceae. Bases 165 to 845 code for a protein of 226 amino acids. Gene Ontology annotation, biological process: mitochondrial respiratory chain complex I assembly; mitochondrial electron transport, NADH to ubiquinone. The record is from RefSeq and is a predicted model, not a curated record. Gene Ontology annotation, cellular component: mitochondrion. The transcript has 8 exons.